CAUUUGUGCACUUAUGAGAGUCAACAUGUUGUUUUGAAAUUUAACACAAAAAAAAAUAUAUAUAUAAAUAAAAUAAUCCAGAAAUUAUUGAAAUUUUUAAAAGAAAUCUUUAAUGUUUACUAAACAAAAAAUAACGUGUUAUUUAAUAUAAAUAAAACUUAAUAAAAUAACUAAUAUUGAUUAUUGUAAAAAGAAAAAGUGUUGGUUACAAUUCUAGUGAAUUACACCGUGAGAAAUUUAAUCUUCAACCUCCUAACAAACGUGUGGUUUUUUUCUUAUAAUUUUUAAGAAAAUUUUUCCAAGCCAUGUGACUUAAUUGAAAAACAAUACUUAAAUGAAGAAAAGAAAGAAAAGUGUAAAUUUUUGAAAACAAAAUUAAAAAAAAAAGUGAAUAUAAAACAAUAAACAGAAAAACAGUUAAGAAAACCACAAACCAACAAGAAUAAUAUACAAAUAAAAAAAAGAAAACUAAACUAACGUGAUUUAAGCCAAUUAACAAAAUAAACUAUUUUUAACUGAAUUGGAAGAAAAAUAAUAAAAAAAAAAAUCAAGAAUAAGAGAAACAAACACCCGAUGGCAACACUAGCACUAGAACAAAUAAACACCCACAGCGCCACAACGACGACGACCACUGAGCCCAUUAAAAUUCCCCUUAACCACGAAGAGCAACGCUUCUCCACCCAAUUGUCCACCGGUUCGGCAGACAGUGCCUGCGUUGUUGUUAAUAAUGGCAACUCAUCCAAUUCGUCGGUGUUUUUGACCGCUAAUGGCCACCACAAAAAAGAUUCCACUUUGUCUUUGAAUAUACGCAGUGCUUCUUUGAGUUUGCAUGGUACGGCCCAUCCCAAAUCGCAAUUGCAGAAAUUGAAACAGCCUGCAUAUAGGCAACUUUUGUCUCAAGACAGUGGCAUUGAUAAUGAUAGAGAUUCGGCUAUAGGAUCUCAGCAACUGUUAAAAUCGGCACAAUGUUCCUCCUCCAGCAGUGAGUCUAUAGGAGCCAAUUCUUCAGGUGAUUUAUCACAAUCUAAAUAUUCUGAGGAUAAUUUAGAUACAGAAUCUUCAUCGGGUUACUCGGGUAGUACCUAUAAUUUUGGAGCUACACGACGCAUUAAGUAUAAAUCAUGCAAUAGUUCUACAACUUUGGGUUGUUUGGGUCUAGAAGAUCGCAUAGAUGAAGUAGAGGACUUGCAUGAUGAUGAAGAGGAGGAUGAUGAUGACGAGGAGGAUGAAGUGGAUGAUGAUGGAGAACAGGAUGAGGAGGAAGAAAGAAGUCCCGCCUCGGCUGGGGACGAAGAGGAAGAAGAUGUUAAUGACAGUGGUUUACAAAUGUCCUUGAAUCCUUUGAAAGAACUAAAAGAAACCAAACAUUCUACAUCUUUACAAAAUCCCGACAAGUUCGCUCAUGUACCCAAACCCAAAACAUCUACCAUAAAUGCGCCUGAUAACAAAAAAUUUGCCGCUAAAGCUAAAUCUUCUACUGCUAAUAACACGAGUACACAACAGCAAAAGCCCUCACACAAUAAUGCCCAACAAGUUUUAGCCACCGACGGCAACUACUAUUUCCCACUACUCAAUAUUUCCGAUGAUCCCACCAUCAAUCCCAAGCUUAUCAAUAAGCGUGAUGGUCUGCAAGACUGUAUGUAUUAUUUGGACGAAUUUGGCAGUCCAAAACUGCGUGAGAAAUACGCCCGCAAACAAAAACAAAAGGAACUCAAACAACAGAUCAAAGCCCUUAAGAAAAAGGCUGAAGAAGAAUCUACCAAAAAACACCAACAUUCACAAACGAAUGUUGAGGUGAAAUCCAAAAAUUCAUUAGAAACUCACUGUGAUACUAAAGAAUAUAGUAAAAGUAAUUUAAGUUAUGAUAAGAAGCCAGCUGAUAAUAGUUGUAAGAUGCAAAUAGAGAAUGCAGAUGGUGGAGAAGCCGCCGAAAUUGCCGAGGAGGUGGAAGAGGUGCAGCAACAGCAGCAGCAUAAGCAGCCACAAACACCGUCCUGUGUUAGUUGGACGAAGGUGGUUCAAAAAUUUAAAAAUAUUAUAGGCAGAGAUGGUUCAAAAAUCACCACAGUUGUUGCCACACCUGGCCAAGGUACCGAUCGUGUGCAAGAAGUUUCCUACACAGAUACAAAGGUGAUUGGCAAUGGCAGCUUUGGUGUUGUCUUUCAGGCAAAACUAUGCGAUACCGGUGAACUGGUAGCCAUUAAAAAAGUUUUACAAGACAGACGAUUUAAGAAUCGUGAAUUGCAAAUUAUGCGUAAAUUGGAACAUUGUAAUAUUGUAAAACUUUUAUAUUUUUUCUAUUCGAGUGGCGAAAAGCGUGAUGAGGUGUUUUUGAAUUUAGUACUCGAAUAUAUACCAGAAACCGUUUAUAAAGUGGCACGUCAAUAUGCUAAAACUAAGCAAACAAUACCCAUAAACUUUAUAAGGCUUUACAUGUAUCAAUUGUUCAGAAGUUUGGCUUACAUACAUUCAUUGGGUAUUUGUCAUCGUGAUAUUAAACCACAAAAUCUCUUAUUGGAUCCAGAGACCGCUGUUUUGAAAUUAUGCGAUUUUGGUAGUGCUAAACAAUUGUUGCAUGGCGAACCAAAUGUUUCAUAUAUCUGUUCACGAUAUUAUCGCGCCCCCGAAUUGAUAUUUGGCGCUAUUAAUUACACCACAAAAAUUGAUGUGUGGAGCGCCGGUUGUGUAUUAGCUGAAUUACUUUUGGGCCAACCUAUAUUCCCCGGUGAUUCUGGUGUCGAUCAAUUGGUUGAGGUUAUUAAAGUUUUGGGCACACCCACACGAGAACAAAUUCGUGAAAUGAAUCCCAAUUAUACGGAAUUCAAAUUUCCACAAAUUAAAAGUCAUCCAUGGCAAAAAGUUUUCCGUAUACGCACUCCACCAGAAGCUAUAAAUUUGGUAUCACAAUUAUUGGAAUAUACACCAAGUGCACGUAUAACACCAUUGAAAGCAUGUGCCCAUCCAUUCUUCGAUGAAUUGCGUCAAGAGGGUAAUCAUACAUUACCAAAUGGUCGAGAAAUGCCGCCAUUAUUUAAUUUCACUGAACAUGAACUUACAAUACAACCAAGUUUAGUACCACAAUUGUUGCCAAAACAUUUGCAAAAUAGCGCACAUCGUACUGCUGGCGCUGGUGGUGAAGGUGGUGCCGCCUCGGCCACAGCUGCUUCAUCGUCAACAAAUGCCACAAGUGCUGCUGCUGCUACGGCCAAUAAUACUACGCCGGGUGCUGCAGCGCAAGCAGCUACAGAUUCAUAGUGGCAUAAUUUUAUAUAAAAAUUAUUAAAGAAAGAAAAAAAAACAAAACAAAAAACAAUUUAAAUAGUUCUCUAUACUUUUUUUCAUACGUUAUUAUAAAAACAUUAUAAUAAUUAUUUAUAUAUAUAGAAAAAAAAAAUACCAACAACAAAAUAAUUACAUAAAAUUAAUUUUUAAAAUCAGUUAUAAAAAAAGAAAACAACAACAAAAUCAAAAAAUAAUCAUUUAAUAUUAAUAAUUUUAGUUUUUUUUAGUUUUACUAUUUUUGGUCUUGUAAUUUUUUUUUGUUUGUGUAACAAUAAUUUUUUUUAAUAAAUUACAAAAUUUUAGUUUUAUUAUUAUUAAUUAAUAUACAUUUAACUCCUUUUUUUUGCAAUACACAUACAAAUUUCCAGAUUUUUAAUUGUGUAUGGUAAUUACUUUUAAAAGAUAAAACAACAACAAUACACUACAAGAAAUUAUUAAUAAAAUUUAAUGGAAAAACAAAAUAUAAACUAAAAAAUAUCUUUAUAUUAAAAACCGAUAAAAAAACAUACUUAAAAUGUA
Calliphora vicina (urban bluebottle blowfly) is the source of this 3801-nucleotide messenger RNA. RefSeq names its product shaggy (gene sgg). The record is from RefSeq and is a predicted model, not a curated record. Gene Ontology annotation, cellular component: cytosol; nucleus; axon. Gene Ontology annotation, molecular function: protein serine/threonine kinase activity; ATP binding. The transcript is spliced from 10 exons. Gene Ontology annotation, biological process: negative regulation of canonical Wnt signaling pathway; signal transduction; protein phosphorylation. Bases 574 to 3255 code for a protein of 893 amino acids. Lineage: Eukaryota; Metazoa; Arthropoda; Insecta; Diptera; Calliphoridae.